Molecule: messenger RNA, 432 nt
Organism: Cryptomeria japonica (Japanese cedar)
Lineage: Eukaryota; Viridiplantae; Streptophyta; Pinopsida; Cupressales; Cupressaceae
Exons: 1
Coding region: 1-432 (143 amino acids)
Source: RefSeq, a predicted model, not a curated record
AUGGCUGAGAUUCUGGGUAGAAAUGUCAAGAGUUUAGUUAAAAAGGGAUUAUGGAAAGGAGCACUCAUUCAUAACAGCAUUGAUCCUAUCUCCCACUCCCAAUUUGUUGAUGAUACAAUUCUCUUUGGGGAAGCCACUGAAAAGGAAGUUGUGGUUAUUAAGAAGCUUCUGAAUGACUAUGAAAUAGGCUCGGGGCAGAGUAUGAACAAGGAGAAAUCAAUGAUAUAUUUCUUCAAUACUAACGUGAGAAUGCAAAGUAAAAUAAAGGAAAUCAUGGGCUAUCCUCAAGGUAACUUUCCACUAAAAUACUUAGGGGUUCAGCUAGAUCCGGGCAGACAACAGAACAAAAUGUGGGAGGACGUUAUCAACAAAUGUCAAGUAAAGGCCUCUUCCUGGAAGAACAAGUGGUUAACUCAGGCAGGCAGAAUCUAG